This is a messenger RNA of Penicillium subrubescens, 489 nucleotides long. RefSeq lists its product as uncharacterized. Bases 1 to 489 code for a protein of 162 amino acids. The record is from RefSeq and is a predicted model, not a curated record. The transcript is spliced from 2 exons. Lineage: Eukaryota; Fungi; Ascomycota; Eurotiomycetes; Eurotiales; Aspergillaceae. Gene Ontology annotation, molecular function: protein binding.
AUGAACCAUGUCCCUUGGAAGAUGACAAGCUUGAAUAUUGCCGCUGAAUUUGAAUUUCCGAACGUGCUUGCUUCUCUUUUGGAAAAUGGCGGGGACCCAAACGAGCCUGGUGGCCACGGGGCAACGCCGCUUGCGCGCUCCGUGCGGAAAUCAAAAUCCAAAAGAGCCGUAGAGCUUCUUCUAGAUGCUAAUGCAGACGCCCACGGAUGGGAGGAGCCUUGGUACAAUGAACGCGACGAGUCAGGUAGCGAGGUUGAAGUCAAGCCGUUUGCAGCAUACGUCAUGUGCGCCUCUGAGAUUGGAACCAAUGCCAACGACAUUCUACACCUGUUACUUCGAUCUGGGGCUGAUGUUUGUUUCGGGAUGAAGGAUGAAAAUCACCCUGUAAAGAUGACAGUCCUCCACUGUGCAGCAGUCGACAAGGACCCGUCGAUAUUAUUGCUUCUUCUUGGCUCGGAAACUACUGAUGUUAACUUCCAGCUCCGGUAA